Peromyscus californicus insignis is the source of this 900-nucleotide messenger RNA. RefSeq names its product GABA type A receptor-associated protein (gene Gabarap). The coding region runs from base 121 to 474 and encodes 117 amino acids. The record is from RefSeq and is a predicted model, not a curated record. The transcript has 4 exons. Gene Ontology annotation, cellular component: autophagosome membrane; autophagosome; cytosol. Gene Ontology annotation, molecular function: GABA receptor binding; ubiquitin protein ligase binding. Lineage: Eukaryota; Metazoa; Chordata; Mammalia; Rodentia; Cricetidae. Gene Ontology annotation, biological process: autophagosome assembly; autophagy of mitochondrion; macroautophagy.
GGUGGAUCGCUCCGCUGAGUCUGUUCAUCGAAGCCGCCGCCACCUCCGCCGCCGCCCCCUGUCCCGGCCCCCCCCCUGGGUUUCCUCAGCCCAGCUCGGUCCAGCCCGGUUCUCGGGAGAAUGAAGUUCGUGUACAAAGAGGAGCAUCCGUUCGAGAAGCGCCGCUCUGAGGGCGAGAAAAUCCGAAAGAAAUACCCAGACCGGGUCCCGGUGAUAGUGGAAAAAGCCCCCAAAGCUCGGAUAGGAGAUUUGGACAAAAAGAAAUACCUGGUGCCUUCUGAUCUUACAGUUGGUCAGUUCUACUUCUUGAUCCGGAAGCGAAUUCAUCUCCGUGCUGAGGAUGCCUUGUUUUUCUUUGUCAACAACGUCAUCCCACCCACCAGUGCCACGAUGGGUCAGCUGUACCAGGAACACCACGAAGAAGACUUCUUUCUAUACAUUGCCUACAGUGAUGAAAGCGUCUACGGUCUGUGAAGCUGCCGUCCCUGAGGUGGGGGUUCCAUUCUACAGAGAGAGGUGGCGCUCCUUCCUUGACAUCCACUUCCUCCUUCAGGCGAAAACACCAUCUCCCUUCUUCAGGACCUGCACUUACAUGUUUGAGACUGUUUCUCCAGUCCCUCUCAGCCAGAGGGGUAAUGGUGGACACAGUCUCUGUACAUCUCCUCUCUCCCCCCUUUUGUCUGCCCUCCAUUCCCACUCUGCUUUAGACUUCUUGAUUGUCAAUCUCUGUCACAUCCGUUGAUUGUUUUGGUUUCUAUUCCCUUUCUAACUGCCCCGCAGGCUCAGAACCCCAACAACCCCUUCCUUUCACUGCCUUCUUUUUGGGGGGUAGAUGGAAGGGAUUGACAUUGUCGGGGGAGGUAGGAGGCACAUCAAUAAAAAAGAAACCACCGAGCUGAA